Molecule: messenger RNA, 2420 nt
Organism: Tyto alba (common barn owl)
Lineage: Eukaryota; Metazoa; Chordata; Aves; Strigiformes; Tytonidae
Gene: SLC35G1
Product: solute carrier family 35 member G1
Exons: 4
Coding region: 1-888 (295 amino acids)
Biological process (GO): calcium ion export across plasma membrane; regulation of cytosolic calcium ion concentration
Cellular component (GO): plasma membrane; endoplasmic reticulum membrane
Source: RefSeq, a predicted model, not a curated record
AUGCGCAGGAGCCCAGGUGCCUGCCGGCUUGCGGGGAGCCGGGAGCGUCGCGGGCAGCCCGGCGUCCUCAUGGUGCUGGUUCAGGGCGGCGAGGCCGCCGCGGUUCCGCCAGCGGGCGGGAAGGAGCCGGAGGUGCCGCCGAGCCGGGAGGACGGUGCGGGUACGGGGCAGCCCUGCCUGUGCCCGGCGCCUGGCAUGGAGGCGGCAGGCGCCGAGGAGCGCCGCGUUUGUGGCUGCUGCUCGGGCUUGUCCUGGCCGCGCUGCUGCAAGGCACCUGGAACAAAGAAGAAAGCUGCGUGUCCAGGACUUGGUCUGUUUUAUACUGUACUGUCUGCCUUCCUUUUCUCAGUGGCCUCCUUAUUUCUUAAAAAAAUAGAAGAUGUGCAUUCAGUGGAAGUGAGUGCAUUUCGAUGUGUUUUCCAAAUGGCAUUUGUUCUUCCUGGUUUAAUAUACUACAAAACAGGGUUUUUGGGACCAAAAGGUAAAAGAAUCUUUCUUUUCUUCCGAGGAUUCCUUGGCUCUAGUGCAAUGAUUCUUCUCUACUAUGCUUUCCAAGUCAUGCCACUAGCUGAUGCCACAGUUAUAACUUUUAGCAGUCCUGUUUUUACAUCGUUGCUGGCAUGGAUCUUUCUCAAAGAGAAAUACAGUAUUUGGGAUCUUCUGUUUACCCUCUUCGCAAUCACUGGAGUGGUUCUUAUUGCCAGACCACCAUUUCUGUUUGGCUCAGACGUUACGGGGAUUGAAGGAAGUUAUACAGAUCACCUUAAAGGAACUAUAGCAGCAAUUACAAGCACACUAUCUGGAGCUUCAACUUUUGUUAUACUAAGGAAGAUGUCUAGUCAUACAUCUUUUGCCAAUAAGCAUUGCAUCCUGGCAGGGCAGAUCUAGGGAACUGGAGUCCAAGAGGACUGGAAUGUGUACACUACUUUGAGAAGCAUCUGGAUGUUAGGAACCAUCUUUGUGCAAGAUUCUGUGUGUAAACCAGCACCCUGAAUCCAUAUAUGUUUAUGGAUACAAGCAGAUUCCACUUGAGUGGUAGAAUCAGUUUCUGCUGUAGCUGCUCAUUCACUGCUUUUCCUGAAGGCUGAAGUUCAGCUGCUGCUGACAAGGGCAGGAAUAGUAUGAAACUGCUUUCACAUCUCUUUAAAGCCUGAUGUAAUAAUAAAAUUCCGGUUUGGCAUCCAUUUUGCUUAAUAGUUAAAUUUGUAAACUGGGAUUGUUUCUUCUGCUUCUCAGCCAUCACUGCCAUUGAGCAGCAGUUUUUGGGGGAAUGAGGGAAGGAAGAUAGACUGCAUCUUUCACUGCUUUGCUUCAUGUUUAAUAUGCAUGUAUUUCAAUUGACACUUACAAAGGUAUGGUUCCAAAGCAGUUCAGAUUGAUGUAAACUUGGAUUGUCUGCUAGUCUUGGUCCCUCUUGUUGGCUCAGCUUGUGCUUAUGUGGUUGUGUGGUGAGCUGGCCCUGGGAGCUGAUCCAUCUACAUAACUUUUUAGUAAGGUUGUUGGAGAGGGAAAAAUCAUAGUAGCCUGAACUUGAUGACAGUGUGAAAACAUUAGGGAGGGGAAUUAUCUAAUAGUACAAAUUAUAGUGUAGGAAUGCUGCUUUGUCAGUACGAAAUAAAAAUAAGGUGGAAGCUUAUAUCAAAACAUAUUUAGGUCAUAGGAUUUCAAUGAAUUUUGCUUAAACUUAGUAGAGCAGAACAGACUAUUGAAGAAAGGACUGUUUUCCUGCCCUUAACACAUAAGUAAAUGCAGAAAAUAAGAUGAAAUCAACAACCUGAUACAGUGAUUGGUAAUAUUUUUCACAAGUUCUUGUGGAAACUCUUUCGGUAUAUUCCCAUACCUGUAGUGCCAAAAACCCCAGAUGAUUUUUUUUUUUUUUUUUCCUUUGUCCAAACCUAUAGGUAUUCCUUAUGGACUCCAUCUCCUUACUUCCUUUUGCUGUUUCUAAAUCUUCCUAAAUGUGAGAAACUAUGGACUAGGAUAUUGUUUAUUAAGACUUAUACUAAACCAAAUGUAAAGGUCAGAUAACAAAGGAUGUGAAAUCGCUAAGGCAAACAGCUAUUAACUCAGAUGUUGCUUGUGCAAACAUGGCCGACGCUGCUUGCGCAAACCGCGGGAUGUUCCGAGGAAACUGAUAAAAGUAAGAAAAACAACUCCGUAUAAGGACAUGAAAGUGGGGGGUCGGCCGCGGGACAAAGGAGGGAGGACUCCUUGCUUCAGCCUCAACAUCCACCAGGAGGAAAAAAACGACCCCCUAGCAACAGUUGGAACAUGCGCAGAGUAUCUCCACCACUCUAUGAACGCGGGAGUCAGGAUGUAUAAAAAGGGACAGUCUGACCUACUCAGCACGGCAGUUGGCGGAGCGCAGACUCCCCUGCCGUCCAGCGCUGUCUUUGCUCAUAUUCUACUUGCUAUAAUUA